Penicillium malachiteum is the source of this 795-nucleotide messenger RNA. RefSeq lists its product as uncharacterized. Bases 1 to 795 code for a protein of 264 amino acids. Lineage: Eukaryota; Fungi; Ascomycota; Eurotiomycetes; Eurotiales; Aspergillaceae. The record is from RefSeq and is a predicted model, not a curated record. The transcript is spliced from 2 exons.
AUGUGUCUGCUUCUUACUAUCCCAUCUGAGCUCCGAGCACUCAUCAUCGAACAUGUGCUCUUUACCCCGCUCAGCCCACCUGUGACUCCUCUUCAAUCCGAUGGUAUCGAAUACAAUGAUCUUAGGUACAAGGGAUGGGUUGGACGUGGUAGUAAGACUUAUUAUUAUAAGCCGCAGAGCACGGCAAGCUCUUCGAGCUGUCUGUCCCUUCUUCUCACAAAUCGUCAAAUUUCAGCCGAGACUCAGAUGAGCCUUGGACGCAUGAAAGUCGACUAUGACCUUGACAUUUCAGUCAAGGAUGACUUGAAUCUCUUUCUAACAUGGCUGUCGGUGCCAUGUCUCACAACCCAUGUAUCGACCCUCUACGCGAAUGUCCGUCUUUUUGGCCACAUCAUUGAGAAGUGCGUCGUCCGUAGCCAAAUCGGCGAUGGUGGCCGGCUAGGCUUCCAUUGGUCAUUCUAUGCCGCAUCAGAGCGUUUUCUCCGCUAUGGAAUUCGCAGACCGCGGCAUACUGGUGACACACUUGUUCUCGAUUUCCAGUCUGCGGAACUAGAGCUUGCCUUCCCACCAGAAGCUGUGACAUACAAGCAUUGGUCGGAGCGACAUCGGGGUCUCGAUCGGGGAGACCAAAGUGAAAUCUCAGAGACAUUAUCAUCAUAUACGACGCGCCCUGAGUGGCUCUGUGAAUAUCUGCAAAGCUGGAUAGGCGGUCUUCUUCAUACGAGUUAUUAUACUUCCAUGUUCGGACAGCCUUUGUAUGAGCAUACAUAUUGGGACUAUCCGGAUGCUUGUUGA